Messenger RNA from Halteromyces radiatus, 1808 nucleotides. RefSeq lists its product as uncharacterized. NCBI's taxonomy places the organism in Eukaryota, Fungi, Mucoromycota, Mucoromycetes, Mucorales, Cunninghamellaceae. The transcript has 2 exons. The annotation marks the transcript as partial. The record is from RefSeq and is a predicted model, not a curated record.
CUUUUUUUUUUAUAUAUCUUUUAUAUAUAUAUUUUUAUUGUUGUUUAUUUUUUUUAUAUUAUUAUUUUAUCAUUAUUACCGUUAUUACUCAUUGAUCAUACGACACUCGAUUUUACACCAUUUCUUUAUCACCAAAGAACACUUAUUAUCUUGUUAUUCGAAAACGAUCAGAGAAAUACCCCGACCACAAUGAUGAACAAUGAUGAUGACAUUAUAAUGAAAAAGAACGAUCUUAUUCAACAAGCAACCACUAGGUUACGACGAAGACAAUUGGAAGAACAACUCUUGGAUAUGAUGUCCAAUGUGACGGAAAUGGAAUCAUACUCAAAAUAUCUUUCUGGACAAAUCUCUAUAGCUAUGGUGACAACUCGACGUUUAGCACAAUAUGAUAUUCAUCAACAACAUCAACAAAUGGAUCUUUUGGAACAACAAAUCAAGUUACAUCAAACUAUGUUACAACAAUGGAUGCCAUCAGUCUGUACGACAACCAAAAAUGGAAAUCUGUCCGAUGAUAACGGUUUGCAUCAUGAAAAUAUCAACAAUCAACAUCUUGAUUAUAAUUAUAUUCAUCAUUAUGAUGUUGAUAAUAACGACGACGACGACGAUGAUGAUGAUGAUGAUGAUGAUCAACAAUCAAAGACGAUGAACAUGUCACGACUAUCUUCUUUAUCAAUGAUCUCAUCCUUAUUUAGCAAGCCCGUUAGUAGUGCCACUAGUGUCAGUGAAUUCACCAGUAGCGAUGAUGAUCUAAAUGACAUUAAUAUGGAAGAUGAUCAUGCGUUUGGUAACACUACAAAAUCAACGGUAGAACAACAAUGGAAUCGAAUUCAUCGUUACAAAAGACGAAUGCGUAUUAAGCAACAUCGACAACGACAUCAACAUCGACAAAUGAUUGAACAAGAAGAUAAAGAUGAUGUUUUAGCUGAUCUUUCCAUUGCCAGUAUAUCUCUUACGCCAACGCAACAUCGUUAUGAUCAGUAUAAAUCCUCAACCACAGCCGCCACUCAAGCAUCUUCGAUUAUAUGGCCAUCGAUAAAUCAUCAGGACGCCGAUUAUGAUCAUCCUUACCCUUAUGGAAACAAUAGAUCAUUGAAAAAUCUUGAUUUAUAUUCUCAAUCCAAUUAUCCUCAUAGCAAUAUCAGUGAUUCCAGUAUGUUUACCGACACCAUGUUACCACCUUAUCAUCCUAUGGAUACCGAUGCCUUGAAUCAACAUCAACAAAGAGUACUGGACGAAGCAAUGGACUUUAUAGAUCAACUGGAUACAGUGGCAAGAAAAGUCAAUGAAGAUAAUGAUGAUGAUGUAUACAACGAACAAUUCUUUCAAGAGAUGACGUUUUUAUUGGAUCAUCCAGAUCUUUGUCAACAACCCAUGGAAGCACCUUUAUUGGAAGAAGAACAACACUAUGAUCGACAAUGGACUCAUAUUAACGAAAAGGGAAAUGAUUCUUAUGUAUCCCAAUCAACAGUAGCGCAUGGGCCCUCCUCUCCUUAUAUUCACAAUUUAUGCAACUCGGGUUGGCAAUGGUGUCGAUUCCUUAGUGUCUUAUCUGCCUCUUAUAUGGUUAGUCUACUCAAGGGACCUGAUGAUUUGUUAUUAAAUUGAAUGGAUCAAGGAUAAUCAGAUGUCUUUCUUCUUAUUCUUUUUACCUUCGUUAUAUAUUUAUAUUAGUUUACAAAUUCAAAUUUAUGUGUAUAUGUUUAUUUUUUUAUUCGUUUUAUUACCUUUUUUAUUACAACCCAACCCCUCUCCUUCAUAUACUUCUCCUCUUUAUAUAGUAUACUGCCCUUUUUUUUUAUGAUCCCUCC